Molecule: messenger RNA, 2712 nt
Organism: Engraulis encrasicolus (European anchovy)
Lineage: Eukaryota; Metazoa; Chordata; Actinopteri; Clupeiformes; Engraulidae
Product: glutamate receptor 4
Exons: 16
Coding region: 1-2712 (903 amino acids)
Biological process (GO): synaptic transmission, glutamatergic; modulation of chemical synaptic transmission; monoatomic ion transport
Cellular component (GO): plasma membrane; AMPA glutamate receptor complex; postsynaptic density membrane
Molecular function (GO): AMPA glutamate receptor activity; transmitter-gated monoatomic ion channel activity involved in regulation of postsynaptic membrane potential
Source: RefSeq, a predicted model, not a curated record
AUGAGGAUUACUUACUUACAGCUGAUCUUGGUAUUUACUGGCUUUUGGGAAAUGGCAAUGGGAGCUUUUCCGAGCAGCGUUCAAAUCGGGGGACUCUUCAUCAGAAAUACCGAUCAGGAAUACACAGCCUUUCGCCUGGCCAUCUUUCUGCACAACACUAGCCCUAAUGCAACGGAGGCCCCCUUCAACCUGGUGCCUCAUGUAGACAACAUCGAGACCGCCAACAGUUUCGCCGUCACCAAUGCCUUCUGCUCUCAGUACUCGCGGGGCGUCUUCGCCAUCUUCGGCCUGUACGACAAGCGCUCGGUGCACACGCUGACGUCCUUCUGCAGCGCGCUGCACAUCUCGCUGGUGACGCCCAGCUUCCCCACGGAGGGGGACAGCCAGUUCGUGCUGCAGCUGCGGCCCUCCAUACGCGGCGCGCUGCUCAGCCUGCUCGACCACUACGACUGGAACCGCUUCGUCUUCCUCUACGACACCGACCGGGGAUAUGCCAUCCUGCAGGCGAUUAUGGAGAAGGCUGGCCAGAACAGCUGGCAGGUGAGCGCCAUCUGUGUGGAAAACUUCAACGACGCCAGCUACCGGCGGCUCCUGGAGGACCUCGACCGGCGAGAGGAGAAGAAGUUUGUCAUUGACCUGGAGGCCGAGAGGCUCCAGAACAUUCUGGAACAGAUUGUCAGUGUGGGGAAGCAUGUGAAGAGCUACCACUACAUCAUUGCCAACCUGGGCUUCAAGGAUAUCUCCCUGGAGCGCUUCAUGCACGGCGGGGCCAACGUGACCGGCUUCCAGCUGGUGGACUUCAGCAAGCCCAUGGUCAUCAAGCUGAUGCAGCGCUGGAACAAGCUGGACCAGAGGGAGUACCCGGGGUCAGACAGCCCACCGAAGUACACCUCCUCGCUGACCUACGAUGGCGUGCUGGUGAUGGCCGAAGCGUUCCGGAACCUCCGCCGUCAGAAGAUUGACAUCUCCCGACGAGGGAACGCCGGCGACUGCCUGGCCAAUCCAGCGGCCCCCUGGAACCAGGGGAUUGACAUGGAGCGCACCCUCAAACAGGUGCGCAUCCAGGGCCUGACAGGCAAUAUUCAGUUCGACCACUAUGGCCGCAGAGUCAACUACACUAUGGACGUGUUUGAACUGAAGAGCAACGGACCACGCAAGAUUGGCUACUGGAAUGACAACGACAAGCUGGUGCUGGUGCAGAACGAGCAGUUGGGCAACGACAGCUCCAGCAUGGAGAAUCGCACCGUCAUCGUGACCACCAUCAUGGAGGGGCCGUAUGUGAUGCUGAAGAAGAACCAUGAGCUGUACGACGGCAACGACCGCUUCGAGGGCUACUGCGUGGACCUGGCCUAUGAGAUUGCCAAGCACAUUGGCUUCAAGUACAAGAUCUCCAUCGUCCCAGACGGCAAGUACGGAGCCAGGGACCCGGAGACGAAGAUCUGGAACGGAAUGGUUGGGGAGCUUGUGUAUGGGAGAGCCGAGAUUGCUGUGGCCCCUCUGACCAUCACACUCGUCCGUGAAGAGGUGAUCGACUUCUCCAAGCCCUUCAUGAGUCUGGGUAUCUCCAUCAUGAUCAAGAAGCCUCAGAAGUCCAAGCCGGGUGUCUUCUCCUUCCUGGACCCGCUGGCCUACGAGAUCUGGAUGUGCAUCGUGUUCGCCUACAUCGGCGUGAGUGUGGUGCUGUUCCUGGUCAGUCGUUUCAGCCCGUACGAGUGGCACACGGAAGAGCCGGAGGAAGGGACGGACGGCCAGCCCACCGACCAGCCGCCCAACGAGUUUGGAAUCUUCAACAGCCUCUGGUUCUCCCUGGGAGCCUUCAUGCAGCAGGGGUGUGACAUUUCGCCCAGGUCUCUGUCGGGCCGAAUCGUGGGAGGCGUGUGGUGGUUCUUCACGCUCAUCAUCAUCUCCUCCUACACGGCCAACCUGGCCGCCUUCCUGACUGUGGAGAGGAUGGUGUCCCCCAUCGAGAGCGCAGAGGACCUGGCCAAGCAGACGGAGAUCGCCUACGGCACGCUGGACUCCGGCUCCACCAAGGAGUUCUUCCGGAGGUCAAAGAUUGCCGUCUAUGAGAAGAUGUGGAGCUACAUGAAGUCGGCCGAGCCCACCGUGUUCACCAAGACGACGGCCGAGGGCGUGGCGCGCGUGCGCAAGUCCAAAGGGAAGUAUGCCUUCCUGCUGGAGUCCACCAUGAACGAAUACACGGAGCAGCGGAAGCCGUGCGACACCAUGAAAGUCGGGGGCAACCUGGAUUCCAAGGGCUACGGGGUGGCCACCCCCAAAGGCUCACAGUUAAGAAAUGCUGUUAACCUCGCAGUGUUAAAACUGAACGAACAAGGGCUGUUGGACAAAUUGAAAAAUAAAUGGUGGUACGACAAGGGCGAGUGUGGCAGCGGUGGCGGUGACUCCAAGGACAAGAGCUCCCAGGCCCUCAGCCUCAGCAACGUGGCUGGGGUCUUCUACAUCCUGGUCGGGGGCCUGGGCCUGGCCAUGUUGGUGGCGCUGGUUGAGUUCUGUUACAAGUCGCGGGCCGAAGCCAAGAGAAUGAAGCUCACCUUCACGGAAGCCAUGAGAAACAAGGCCCGUUUGUCCAUCACGGGCAGUGUCGGGGAGAACGGCCGGGUCCUGACCCCCGACUGCCCCAAGGCAGUACACUCUGGCCCAUCUCUUCGUCACAGCUCGGGAUUGGCCGUGGUGUCAUCGGACCUACCGUGA